Messenger RNA from Rotaria sp. Silwood1, 471 nucleotides. NCBI's taxonomy places the organism in Eukaryota, Metazoa, Rotifera, Eurotatoria, Philodinida, Philodinidae. The record is from the annotation of a GenBank genome assembly.
AUGGAUCGAAUCUUUUUGUUGCUUGGAGGUCUUCUGCUUUUAACUAUUAUUGAUUUUAAUUGGGCGAUAAAACAUCAUCGAAAUCGUGGUGGUCAUAACAAUGAAGAAGAAUCCUUACUGGAUAAACAUGAACGUGAGCGAGAUAAAAAAGAUCGAAAACGUGAUGAGGAUAAAAAAGAAGAAAAUCAAAAUAUAACAUGUUAUAAAUGUGACGGUGAUCUAUGUCGAGAUCCAUUUCGAGGAGAUGAUUCUAUACCAUUAGUACAAUGUGAACAUAGCUGUUGGAAAGGUGUUUUUGCUGCUAGUGUUCGUCGAUCAUGUGGAAAUAAACGUUGUACAUUUGCAUUUCAAGGGAGUUCAGCAUUAAGUAAUACAUGCUGUAAAACAUCUUUGUGUAAUAAUACGCACAUAAAAAUACCAUCGAUUAUGAUUAUACUUUUUUCAUUUAUUAUCAUUAUUGUAACAAUCUAA